Molecule: messenger RNA, 2662 nt
Organism: Solanum dulcamara
Lineage: Eukaryota; Viridiplantae; Streptophyta; Magnoliopsida; Solanales; Solanaceae
Exons: 5
Coding region: 759-2099 (446 amino acids)
Molecular function (GO): DNA-binding transcription factor activity
Source: RefSeq, a predicted model, not a curated record
AAUAAUUCAAUAUCUUUUUCUUAGUAAUAAAAGCUUAGAGCGCGGCAGUCUUCGUUUGCUUGAGAGUAAGAGAAAAAAACAGAGAAUUUGAUGAGAGAUUUAGAGAAAGAAGAGUACUUUGGAAUCGGAAAAUGUGGAGUCCACCGGACAUUUUGGGCGAUAAAUUUGAUUGUCUGAAUUUUACUCUCACAAUUUCCGCAUUUUUAGCUUCCUUUAGAUUUCGAUUUUAAAAUUUUUGAAAAAAAUAAAUGAAAUUGUUUCUUAAUUUACUGAUCUGAUCUACUGGUUAUGAGAAAAAUCCGAAUAUUCCAGAUACUCUUCCUUUUCUCUCCUUGUUAACCCUUUGCUCUUUAUAGCUUUUACUGUAUCUGUAUUUUGUGUACAUUUUUGUGUAAAUAAGAUCCAUAUUAUAUAGAUUUGUUUGCUGAAUUAUGGGUUUUUUUGUACAUUUAUUUAUUAAUUUUAUCUCCAUAUAAGUUGCAGAUCUUGACUUGAUGACCUAUAAGAUUUCAUGUAACGUACAAAUGGGGAACUGGUUUUUUUUCUCUUCUCCUUGAAUUUGGCUUCUUUCUGUAUUUUCUUUGAAUAUUUCCAUUUGGGGUUUUCUUUCCAAAACCCUUAAGAAUCAAGAUUAAUUGUAUUGUUUAAAGAAUUAAUAUGGUUAUAAUGUGGUGGAUUGAUUCAAUGUCUAUAUAUAUUUUCCCUUGUAGGUUUUACUUUUAAGUAGUAGUAGUAGUGUAUAGCUUUUUUCUUGAUCUAUGAUGCCGAGGACGAUAAUGGAGAUAGAGGAACAUACCCGUAAGUGUAGUAAUAGUAGUGGUGGUUGUGGGGGUGGGGGUGGUGGGGGUUCGAGUUGUAGUGGUGGUGGUGGUGCUACGAGUAGAGCAUCGAAAAAAGUGAAGCAGAAAAAAAUCCCACAAAGAGGGCUUGGUGUUGCUCAACUUGAAAGGAUUAGAAUGGAAGGGGAAGAACAACAAAAAAAAGAUGCAAAUUUUCAAACACCUAAUGUUUUGGUACCAAAUUCAGUCCAUUCCACCAAAAUUAUGUCCAAAUGCUUAGCAGUUGAAGGUUCUACUUUUAGGCCUAGUUCAAUUCCUUUACCACCGACAUCAACAAUGGAUCUGCAUUCGAAACAUAGUGUCUUUAGACCAAAUCUGUCUGCCCUAGUUCUUGAUGGUUUCCGCCUGAAGACUUUACAAUCAUCAAAACCAAUGAACAUGAGUGGAGGGGAGUUAAGUUGGUCGUCUGUUUCGGGUCCAGGGAGUGAUAAAUGUCCUAAAUUGUGGAGUUGUGAGUACAGUCCUGAAAGAGAAAGCCAACAGGGAAAUCGCCAUGGUGUUGCUUUCGGGGCUAAUGUAGAUUUGCCUAAUGAACUGCAUAACCCCAUUUUGCCUCUACCCAGUGUGCUGCAAAGAUCACAACAAUAUCAGCAACCUUCUUGUUCUUCAUCAAUGAUGAAUAUCUCAUCAGGGAUUUCAUCAUCAUCUGUACUAAAUUAUCAGAUGGAGCCCCCUUCAAACCAAAAUUAUUAUUCGUGUAAUUAUUUACCUCUGUGGCCUGAAGAUGUGAAGAUGGUUGGCAUGAAGAGACCAUAUCCCUUCUCUCCAGAGUUUCCACCAGUCCCUGCAUUUCACUGCAAGUUUCCUCCAGGCUAUGUUAGCCUUGCAUCCAGAUCACCUGAAUCAGCUUCCUGCAGCAAUGAAUGUGCAGCUAGUUUAGAAUCAGGAAGUCUGCUCAAAAGAGAAGCUCCUUCGGGAUCACGGACUCUAUCUGAGUCCAAACCAAGGAACGUUGUCAGACAAAAUAAAGCUCUCAAUGGAGAUUUUCUCACGUUGGCUCCUCCUACAGCCAUUUAUUCAUAUCAGCAUUCAUCUGAUUCAACCCUUCAGAGUCGAGAGAUACUUCCAUUGGAAUCAGUGACCUGUCAGGGAGUUGCUGAAGAACCUACUACAACAAGCUCAGCCCUAAGCAGAUCAGUUCAACAACCCAUCUAUGGAUUCUUCCCAACUGCCAAGGUACAAAUCAGCCAAGAAGGAACAAACAAGCGCAACUGCCACGUUGAAGUAGGAGGAAACGUUGAUCUCAAUUUGAAGCUGUAGAAGUUAGUCCAUUACACUUGGUUGUGCUUCUUCUGGAGAGUUUCUGUAUAUCUCCUCGUGAGAUGGCUCGUUCAAGUCCUAAGGUGUUUCUGCAGGGCUGUCGUUCCUCUAUGUGGUAGAAUAACGUUCCUUCUAAUGAAAUGUCUUCACCAUUUGUAGUUAAGCCUCAAAUGUAAGUCUGAACAUGAAAAGUAUGCCAAGAUCUUGGCCUCAUACAGGAGAGGGAUGGAUUAACCUUCGGUUCCAUGAUGAUGACAAGUGAGAUUUUGAUGAGAUUUUUCAACUAGGACAUCUGGAUUCGGUCUUUCUGGUACCAUUGGUUCGUAGGUCUUAACUUCUGUAAACUGUUACUCUCUUAUGCGUGGCGAGUUGGAUUCUUUUGGCUAUAAACUUUCACAUGUCUUGUGUUCCACAAGGCUAGUGAAAUGGGGAGAAUUCUGGCAAUAGUAACUUGUUUAAAUCAAGUAUUGAACAAAAUAUGUUUUGCACUUGCUGUGUCUCUAUCUGUUUAUUAGAUCAGUCUAGGCAGAAUAUUAAGUGCCUAAAUGCUUCAGCCUUGCCUU